UUUCCCCUUCUCCUUCCUUCACAUCCUCAAUCUCAUCAUCUCCAUCUCUUCUUCAAUCUAAAAAUCCCCCAAAAUUUCCUUCUCUCCCCCUCAACAAAUGGGUCUUUCACCUUCAUCUUCAACCUCAAUUUCUAGCUCACACUACAACAUCCACAAGCUCUUCCUCCUCUGUAACUACAUCCUCCUCGGCGCUGCCUCCAGCUGCAUUUUCCUCACCCUCUCCCUCCGUCUUCUCCCUUCCGUUUGCGGCUUCUUCAUCAUCUUCCUCCACGCCUUCACCAUUGCCGGCGCCGUCUCUGGCUGCGCCAUGGCAUCCGCCUCUACCGGCCGCUGGUUCGGCGUCCACAUGGUCUUCACCGUCCUUACCGCCAUCUUCCAAGGCUCCGUCACCGUCCUCGUCUUCACUAGAACCGCCGACUUCCUGGGUGAAUUGAAAUCAUAUGUCCGAGAGGAAGAUGGAUCGGUGAUUUUGAAGUUGGGCGGCGGAUUGAGUGGAUUGAUCUUUUGUUUGGAGUGGGUUGUUCUUGUUCUUGCGUUUUGUUUGAAGUAUUAUAUGUAUGUCGAAGGGAAUGGAAAUGGUGAGGGUUUGAAGAGAAGUGCUAAGGUUCAGCAAUUUGAAGAUUCAACUUGGGCAGCACCAUUUCCUGUUUAGAAACACAAAUCAACACACAUUUUUAUUUCUCAUUCUUAAUUUAAACUUUGUUUGAUGAUUCAAUUUGUGAGUCAUAUUCAUAUAUGUAUUCUUUCUUAUUGAUUUUUAUAUGUUUGUUAAUGUAUGUUUCGGAAUUAAAUUAUGGCUUCUAUAUUGAAGGGGUUAUUCAUUCAAAUAAUAUAAUAUACUAUACAUUACUUUUGUGUCUUA
This is a messenger RNA of Cucumis sativus (cucumber), 862 nucleotides long. RefSeq lists its product as uncharacterized. The record is from RefSeq and is a predicted model, not a curated record. The transcript has a single exon. NCBI's taxonomy places the organism in Eukaryota, Viridiplantae, Streptophyta, Magnoliopsida, Cucurbitales, Cucurbitaceae. Bases 98 to 652 code for a protein of 184 amino acids.